Messenger RNA from Coffea eugenioides, 1800 nucleotides. Its product is annotated as terpene synthase 10-like. NCBI's taxonomy places the organism in Eukaryota, Viridiplantae, Streptophyta, Magnoliopsida, Gentianales, Rubiaceae. The transcript is spliced from 8 exons. The record is from RefSeq and is a predicted model, not a curated record. Gene Ontology annotation, biological process: diterpenoid biosynthetic process. The coding region runs from base 1 to 1800 and encodes 599 amino acids. Gene Ontology annotation, molecular function: magnesium ion binding; terpene synthase activity.
AUGACUGCUACUGUUGCUUCAGCAUCACUGGAAUUUGGUUUCUACCGAAACAGCUGCCCAUUAGCUGAGACGAUUGUAGGAAAAGCAGUAAAGAAAGCAGUGUCUCUCAACCCCGGCUUGGGUGCUGGACUCACCCUUUCAGUCACUUCUAAGCUUGGGGAACAACAGCCAUUGAGACGAUCAGGAAAUUACCAGCCUCCCACCUGGGAUUUCUGCUACGUGGAAUCACUAUCAAAUCAAUAUUCAGGAAAGAGGUACAUAAAUAGAUGUCUUGUGCUGAAGGAGCAAGUGAAAAUGAUGCUGGACGAGGAGGUGGAUCUGUUAAUUCAGUUGGAGUUAAUCGAUGACCUACAAAGGCUCGGAAUAGCUUACCACUUCCAGAACAAAAUCCAGUCAAUUUUGAGUGGAGUAUACAAGGAAAAUCACUUGGGAAAUACUUCACGUGAAAAGGAUUUAUAUGCAACAGCUCUGGAAUUUAGACUCCUGAGACAACAUGGUUUUGAUGUCUCCCAAGAGGUCUUCAAUUGUUUCAAGAAUGAGAAAGGAAAUUUUAAGGCCAACCUUUGCGAAGACAUCAAGGGAAUGCUUCAUUUGUAUGAAGCUUCGUUCCUUCUAGUAGAAAGCGAAAGCACCUUGGAGAUGGCUAGGGAAUUCUCAUCUGAAUGUCUCAAGAACGUCCUCAAUCAUGAAGGGAUCAGUGAAGAACUUAUUCUACUGAUGCAACAUUCUCUGGAGCUUCCACUACACUGGAGAGUACAGCGCUUGGAGGCUCGGUGGUUCAUAGACAUGUAUGAGAAGAGAGCUAAUAGAAAUCCUACUCUACUUGAUCUUGCAAAAAUAGACUUCAAUCUUGUUCAAGCAACACAUCAGGAUGAUCUCCAAUAUGCAUCAAGGUGGUGGCAGAGUACAUGUCUAGCAGAAAAUUUGGCCUUUGCAAGGGACAGAUUGGUGGAAAAUUUCUUUUGGACAGUAGGAGUUAUCUUUGACCCGCAACAAGGGUAUUGCCGUAGAAUGUCAACAAGGGUCAAUGCUUUGGUAACGACAAUAGACGACGUAUACGAUGUUUAUGGAACUUUGGAUGAACUCGAACUUUUUACUGCUGCUGUUGAAAGAUGGGAUCUUGGAGUCAUAGAUCAACUUCCGAGCUACCUGAAAUUAUGUUACUUUGCACUUUACAACUCAAUCAAUGAAAUGGCUUAUGACGUUAUGAAAGAGCAAGGCGUUCAUGUCAUUUCAUACCUGAAAAAUUCGUGGACAGAUCUAUGCAAAGCUUACUUGCAAGAGGCCAAAUGGUACCACAGUGGUUAUGUACCAACAUUACAAGAAUACCUUGAUAAUGCAUGGAUUUCAAUAUCAGCUCCUGUGAUACUUGUGCAUGCUUAUUUCUUCGUAAGCAACCCGAUAACGAAUGAAGCUCUGGAAUGCUUAGACAGAUAUCACAACAUAAUUCGAUGUUCAGCAAUGAUUUUGCGCCUUGCAGACGACUUGGGAACAUCCUCGGAUGAGUUGCAAAGAGGUGAUGUACCAAAAUCAAUCCAGUGUUACAUGAAUGAAAGCGGUGCAUCCGAAGAAGAGGCACGUGAACACAUAAGAUUCUUGAUCAGUGAAACAUGGAAACAAAUGAACAAAGAACGAGUUGCAGACUCACCAUUCUCUCAAACUUUUAUUGGAAUGGCAAUGAACCUUGGUAGGAUGGCUCAGUGCAUGUACCAGUAUGGUGAUGGUCAUGGUAGUUCUAACUCCCACACUAAAGAUCGUAUUCGAGCAUUACUACUGGAUCCUGUUGGUCUUUCAUUUUAG